ACAGUCGUGGAGGUCUGAUGGUCCAGCUGGAAGCUCUUUGUUCUGCUUUAACCUUAAAUGUCACUAAAUCUGCUUCGACUGACUCACAGUUCAGUUUCUUUGAGAUACUCGUCUUUGAGGACAGACCCGAUGCCCAGCAGAGAGGAGAUGGGACUCAAUCAAGGACAGAGCUGUGGUAAACCGCAGGUGUUUGACUGGUGGCCAGCUGAGCAGCAGUACCUAAAUCUGACCAGCAGGGGGCAGAAUAACAUGUCACACACUGAAAACGCCACCGCUGCUGCUGCUUCCGUCCAUCCUCUCGUCCCCCUCCUCCUCUACAGUGACAGACACUUCUCCUCUUCCUCUCCGUACAGCCAGCCAAUCAGUGCUGCUGCUGCCCAGCAGGCCUACGCCCAGUCUGAGCAGCACGUGUGUUACCACAGCAACAGCGCUUCCAGCAGGCAGCCUGUGAAGAAGCCUCUGAACGCCUUCAUGCUCUACAUGAAGGAGAUGAGACACAAAGUGCUGCAGGAGGGCCAGGAGAGGGAGAGCGCCGCCAUCAACCGCAUCCUGGGCCGCAGGUGGCACGCUCUGUCCCGCUCUGAACAGUCCAAAUAUUACGACCUGGCCCAGAAAGAGAGACUCCUCCACAUGCAGCUCUACCCUGGAUGGUCCGCCCGGGACAAUUAUGGUAAAAGGAAGAAGAAGCAGAGCCAGCAGACGUCAGGAAACUCUUCCAGCUGGACUCUGAACGCUGGAUGAGAGCCCUGAAGGGACAACGUGACAACUAUAAACACACACACACACGUCUUUCAAACUUGUGAGGACCCCAGUUCUUAACCUCAACCUUCAUAACUAAAUGCCAAAAAUCACAAUCUCAACAUUUAAGACUGAAAUUAGGCAAUAAGUUAAACUGUCCUCAGUGUGCUGGUUUUACCCCGAGGUGCCACUGAUCAUAACAGUAAAAAAAUGGCACCUGUCACUUUUUAACUGGUUAUUUUACUAUAACACACAAACUGUGCGCGUUUGUUUCUUUGGAUGCCAACUCCUCUUACACAAUGUGGCGUUGAACUGUCAAACGUGUCACAUGGGCUCAUCUUAGGCAAUGCGAUACAUCUGUAUCAAGUCAUUUAUCACUUCACUUAUUGACAGUUUUGUUUUUAAGUGCAGUAGUUUAAUUUGUAUUUUCCAUUCUUAAUGUGUAAAUUUAUGAUAUGCAAACACAAUAAGCAGAUACAACACAAACCAACAUCCAUAAUCUUUGUGCUGAAAAAAAAAAAAAAAUUAACUUUCAGCUGAUAAAAGCCUACUUCCUUCCAGCUCAUGUAUUCAUAACCAUAAUCUGAUAAAAAUUAGAGCAACAAACAUUCAC
Messenger RNA from Archocentrus centrarchus (flier cichlid), 1351 nucleotides. Its product is annotated as transcription factor 7-like. The record is from RefSeq and is a predicted model, not a curated record. The coding region runs from base 58 to 741 and encodes 227 amino acids. Gene Ontology annotation, biological process: regulation of transcription by RNA polymerase II; canonical Wnt signaling pathway. Lineage: Eukaryota; Metazoa; Chordata; Actinopteri; Cichliformes; Cichlidae. The transcript has 8 exons. Gene Ontology annotation, cellular component: chromatin; beta-catenin-TCF complex. Gene Ontology annotation, molecular function: RNA polymerase II cis-regulatory region sequence-specific DNA binding; DNA-binding transcription factor activity, RNA polymerase II-specific.